Polyodon spathula (Mississippi paddlefish) is the source of this 1788-nucleotide messenger RNA. RefSeq lists its product as uncharacterized. Lineage: Eukaryota; Metazoa; Chordata; Actinopteri; Acipenseriformes; Polyodontidae. Bases 112 to 555 code for a protein of 147 amino acids. The transcript is spliced from 2 exons. The record is from RefSeq and is a predicted model, not a curated record.
AUGAGGGAGAGAGAGAAAAGCAGGGAGUAGGAAAGAGAGAGAGGGAGCGAGGCAGGAGCUCAGAGCCAAAGCAGAUGUUUAUCUUCUUCAAGCAAAAGCAAAACAGGAGAGAUGAGCGCGGCAGGGAAUAGCUCGGUGUCCGUCCCUCCGCUGGGCUUCCUGCAGACCCUUCUUCCCUCCCCCAGCCCAAGCCUGGCCCCUGCAUUCCUGCCCAGCCCUGCCCUGCCCAUCCUGCUGGCCGUGCUGUGCAUCAUCCUACUCUUCACCACCUGCGCUCUCUUCCUGGCCCUCUGCAAGCCUGCCAGUCUGGAGGAGGCUCGAUACGGGCCGCGCGAGUGCAUGCCAUACCACUCCGCCGACGCCAGCGAGCCGCAGCUACGGCUCUGGAAGAGGCUGGGGUCCCUCCGGAGCUCCCUCUCCUCUUUCCGCCGCACCCGGCCCCUGUCCCUGGCACAGCGCCCCCUGCAGCGCAGGACUCGACAACACGACCAGCAGCAGCUCAGCCUGCGGUGUGCAGAACAGCAGCUCCAGAUCAUUGAGUCUACAAAGAUGUGACCACUGACCUCCACCAGCAGGAGUGGGUGUAUGCACUGCAUUGCUGGGAAUGCUAGCACAUAAGAGAAAAACAAAUUAAAGAAAAUGUACGAAUGAGAGAAGGCUGUUUGACGCAUCUAAGCUCAUCUGGUUCCCAGUAGCUGAUUGAUUGCAAAGGUUUGUCAAGUGAGGUCUUAAAGGAUCCCAGUGAUUCAACAUCAACAGCAUGGCUAGGCAACCCAUUCCAUACCCUCACCACUCUCUGUGGGAAGAAACGUCUCCUGCCCUCUGUCCUAAGUCGAUCUCCACUUCAUUUGUAACUGUUGGUGUAGCGAGCUGGGACACGGUUCAAAAUGAACAGCAUAGUGAAGUGAAUAAGAGUGAGCAGGCACCUCAGGGUGUGCAUUAUUUUCUCCAAUUCAAUAACUGCAGCACUGAUAUAUUCUAAUGCUAUAUAGAAAAGACACAUAGUGCAUAGCGAUUGUUCUUGCUGACACUAAGAUUGCUUAUGUUUAUUUCACAAGCAGCAAACAGGUGAAAAUUAAAACCCUCCCAUAUUUCUACAGCGGCUGACUGACAGGAGUGCCCUUUGCAUGGUUGCUUGUUAUGGUUUAAAUCCUUGGUUCAGUACAGUAAACGUGGCCUCAGCUAGUGCUCUUAGUCCUGGAAUUUAGUGCUGCAGAUAACCUGCAGUACUAAAACGAAACAGACCACUGUUAUAAAGGAAGGUGAUCCAUUACUUUUAAAACGCUCCAUCAUAACAUAUGCAGUGGUACUAAAAAAUACACUUUUAGACAGUUUAGAUGGACACUGUCAUCAAAAUGUCAACUUUUGACGGCACAGCAAUAGCAAUUGAUAACAGCAAGUUACGCAUCGACACAGAGAAUGGGCUCUUGCGGCACGGAUUGAAGACUAGGUUUAAAAAUGUGUUCUUGUCUUUUUUGUCUUGCACUUUCUUUUUUCUCUUCACCGCUUCACUCUAGCUUGUUACUGGACGAUAUUAUUUUGUAGCCUUUUCAUUAUUAUUAUUUUUUUUUUUAAUAAAAUAGUUUUAGAUGAAUGCUUCAUAUAUGUUUUUGUCAGAAUUAAACCUUAAAGUGAACUUACAUGUAGCAGUCAUUCUGAAGAAGUUUACAGUUUUUGCGUCCUAUCAAAAUUAGACCUUUGAGGAUUAAACUAUAUAAACCUAAUAUAUAUUUAUAUAUAUAUUAGAAAACAUAUCUGAGAUUUCCUUUAACACACACACACACACAC